UUAUGAUUCCAAAAGAAGUAUGUGUUAUACCAACUCCAACAUCUAGAGGGCGAUAAAACGCUCACACCCUUGUUAGCAACGCGGCUAAAGUGGCAGAAACAUGUUUGCCAUCAAAAGUGGUCUUCGCCUCUGCCCCAGGCUGUCCAUCCCCGCGCUGCUGAGGCGAGGAUGUGCCUCUGCUGCUAUCCCGGUGGACGAUGUGGUGAAUGGACUCACGGACGAGCAGAUUCAGCUCAGGGAAACAGUUCGCAGAUUCUGUGCAGAAAAACUAGCACCACAUGCUGACGAGAUAGACAAGCAGAAUGAAUUUGCAGGAAUGCGGGAAUUCUGGAAAGAUAUGGGUGAGAUGGGACUGCUUGGCAUUACUGCGCCAGCGGAGAUCGGAGGCACGGGAUUGGGCUACCUCGAUCAUGUCAUCGUUAUGGAGGAAAUCUCUCGAGUGUCAGCAGCCAUCGCUCUGAGCUAUGGUGCCCACUCCAACCUGUGCGUCAACCAGAUGGUGCGACACGCCAAUGAAAAACAGAAAGAGAAGUACAUGCCUAAGUUAAUGACUGGAGAGCACGUGGGUGCCUUGGCCAUGAGUGAAAACAAUUCCGGCUCUGAUGUUGUGUCUAUGAAACUAAACGCAAAGAAGAAAGGUGACUACUAUAUUCUCAAUGGCAACAAGUUCUGGAUUACAAAUGGACCGGAUGCCGAUGUCCUGAUUGUGUAUGCCAAGACUAACCCAGAGGCAUAUCAAAAAGGCAUUACAGCUUUCAUUGUUGAGAAGGGGAUGCCGGGUUUCUCUACAGCCCAGAAGCUGGACAAAUUGGGCAUGAGGGGGUCAAAUACUUGUGAGCUGAUCUUUGAGGACUGCAAAAUCCCUGAGGAGAACAUCUUGGGUCCAUUGAACAAGGGCGUUUACGUGAUGAUGAGCGGUUUAGAUCUGGAGAGGCUGGUUCUUGCAUCUGGACCUGUUGGCAUCAUGCAGGCAGUUGUGGACUACGCUGUCCCCUAUCUACACGUCAGAGAAGCUUUUGGACAGAAGAUCGGAGAAUUCCAGCUGAUGCAAGGCAAGAUGGCUGACAUGUACACCAGACUGAGCUCCUGUAGGCAAUAUUUGUACAACGUGGCCCGGGCCUGCGACAAAGGACACUUCAGCGCCAUGGACUGCGCUGGAGUGAUACUAUAUUGUGCUGAGAACGCCACGCAGGUUGCGUUGGACGGCAUUCAGUGUUUGGGCGGUAACGGCUACAUCAACGACUACCCCAUGGGCCGCUUUCUGCGGGAUGCAAAGCUGUACGAGAUUGGCGCCGGCACCAGCGAAAUCCGCCGCCUUAUCAUCGGACGAUCCUUCAACGCCAUGUACAAAUAGGAACGCCUCUUCACAUCCCUUCUGCCUUAACUUCUUUGACUCAUUGCUGACUCAUCAUGUUCAUGUACAGUUAUUACAUUAUGCAGUGUAAACAUCCCUAGUCAGAAAAAAUACAAUGUUAGUCAUUUCCAUAUCAGCAUUUACUGCUAUUACUAAUUAUGGUGAGAUGUUUCUGUUACAUUACAUUUAUGCAUUAAAAAUGAAUUGGCACUUUUUUAACACUCCA
This is a messenger RNA of Nerophis ophidion (straightnose pipefish), 1580 nucleotides long. RefSeq names its product isovaleryl-CoA dehydrogenase (gene ivd). The transcript has 13 exons. The coding region runs from base 101 to 1354 and encodes 417 amino acids. Gene Ontology annotation, molecular function: flavin adenine dinucleotide binding; 3-methylbutanoyl-CoA dehydrogenase activity. Gene Ontology annotation, cellular component: mitochondrion. The record is from RefSeq and is a predicted model, not a curated record. Gene Ontology annotation, biological process: L-leucine catabolic process. NCBI's taxonomy places the organism in Eukaryota, Metazoa, Chordata, Actinopteri, Syngnathiformes, Syngnathidae.